AUGCAAGCAGAAAAUUCUGAUUCAUCAGAUGAUCAGCUACCAUUGCUGCCUAAUGUACCAGAGCUUGAUGUUCAUAUUCUCGAUGAGCCAUCUAAUGAAUCACCAUCAGUUUUGUCGAACGAUCCAGCCACGCGUCUGAGAGAUCUUGUUCGCUUUUACAUGAACCAGCUUACACUACUAUUUUAUCCUUUACUGGUUACAUUUGGGUUGAUUUGCUGGUUAGAGACAACCCUGAAUAUGGAUCCCUUACAAGAAAGCGGGGAAUCUAAUACAGAUGAAGAUAUAUCAAUGGGAGACAUUAUGGAACAACUAGGCAGCAGUAUUAUUUAUGCUCUGUCUAUGGUACUUGGAAUUGCUAUGAUUACAAUGAUGUUUGUCCUCUGUUUCAAAUAUAGAUUUUACAAGGUGAUGUUUCUCUGGCUAGGGUUUUCUGUACUCUCAAUCCUAGGCGUUACUGUAUCUACAAUAUGGAUUGAAUUGAUGGAGAUUUUCAAUCUACCCAUUGACUGGAUAACAUUUGUGGCCUGCAUGUGGAAUUUCUCAGUAGUGGGAAUUAUCGCUAUUUUCUGGAGUGACGGUCCAUUAUGGCUACAGCAAGCUUAUCUGAUAUUUAUCAGCACUGCAACGGCUAUAAGCUUGUUACGACUUCCACCAUGGACAGUCUGGACAGUCUUGGUAGCUAUUGCAGUCUAUGAUGUAUUUGCUGUGCUUUGCCCAGGUGGACCCCUUAAGCUUUUGUUGGAUAUUGCUGAAGAACGAGAUGAAGACGUUCCUGCCUUAAUAUACACUGCUGGAAUGGCUAGUCUAGAAAAUACAAGCGAAACUAUUGGGAUUUAUCACACGGAGGAAACUCCCUGUGCCUCCUCUUCGAAAAAACCGUGGACAUUGUUUAACAAGAAAAAGAGUGGUUAUGAAAGGAUUAUAGGAGAAGAAGGCGAUGUUGAAAAUAGUAUAAACACAAACUCUGUAAACACGCACAUUAUACAUAAUUCUUCAGAUGGUCCAUUUAUUCAAGAAGGCAGGGAGAGUGAAUCGGAAGUUCUUCAAGAAGAAGAUUGGAAUUCUGUUAAACUAGGGCUUGGAGACUUUAUCUUUUAUGGAGUGCUUAUUGGGAGAGCAGCCGCUACAGAUGCAAUCACAGGACUAUCAUUGACAAUCUUGAUACUAACUGUAAAACAGCAACCAUUGCCUGCACUACCAAUAUCUAUUCUUUUUGGAAGUUUGACGUAUGCCAUUGGGAGCUAUAUAACUACCAAUAUGCAUAUUAUGAUAUCGGUCGAUUUCAUACGCUCGGGAAAUGACCUUUGUGUUCCUAGUCAUCUUUUGAAAACUUCAGCAAGUGCAUAA
This is a messenger RNA of Phycomyces blakesleeanus NRRL 1555(-), 1347 nucleotides long. RefSeq lists its product as hypothetical. Gene Ontology annotation, cellular component: nucleus; membrane. The record is from RefSeq and is a predicted model, not a curated record. NCBI's taxonomy places the organism in Eukaryota, Fungi, Mucoromycota, Mucoromycetes, Mucorales, Phycomycetaceae. The coding region runs from base 1 to 1347 and encodes 448 amino acids. Gene Ontology annotation, biological process: protein processing. Gene Ontology annotation, molecular function: aspartic endopeptidase activity, intramembrane cleaving. The transcript is spliced from 11 exons.